AUGAGUCCGCAAUGUUUUACAGUGAACUGUGAUUGCCAGGAGGGAUUCAGCUCUGGCAGUGAAGACAUAUUGAUAUUGGAGGACGCCGAAUGUGAAGAUGUGAAUGAAUGUGUGGAGCACGCUCCUGAUUGUGGCCCAAAUGGAACCUGCAUGAGCACACCUGGGGGCUACACCUGCACCUGUCCACCAGGGUUCCGUAACCAUGGCAAUAUCAGCAGUGCACCUUGUGAAGAACUAGCAAAGGUCAUCAGGAACUACUGCCAGGCGUCAGAUGUGGAUUGCAAACUGAAAUUUCUGAGCUCAUCAUUGUCUACUGAUCUGUCCGAGAUGACAGUCUCUGGUCUCCUAGACAUUUUGCUGGACUCUCCUCCAGACAGUCUGUCCUCCAAGGGAGAUGCUGUGCUUCAGGCCACUGAGGACCUGGUGUCCACCCUGGCCAAGCCCACAUUCACCCAGUCCAGCACAAGCUUCAUCACCAACACCACAGGUAUAAUAUAA
This is a messenger RNA of Engraulis encrasicolus (European anchovy), 498 nucleotides long. Its product is annotated as adhesion G protein-coupled receptor E1-like. NCBI's taxonomy places the organism in Eukaryota, Metazoa, Chordata, Actinopteri, Clupeiformes, Engraulidae. The record is from RefSeq and is a predicted model, not a curated record. The transcript has 5 exons. Bases 1 to 498 code for a protein of 165 amino acids. Gene Ontology annotation, molecular function: calcium ion binding.